Scophthalmus maximus (turbot) is the source of this 1789-nucleotide messenger RNA. Its product is annotated as inositol-tetrakisphosphate 1-kinase. Gene Ontology annotation, biological process: inositol trisphosphate metabolic process. The transcript has 10 exons. Bases 24 to 1208 code for a protein of 394 amino acids. Gene Ontology annotation, cellular component: cytoplasm. Gene Ontology annotation, molecular function: inositol-1,3,4-trisphosphate 5-kinase activity; inositol-3,4,5,6-tetrakisphosphate 1-kinase activity; inositol-1,3,4-trisphosphate 6-kinase activity. The record is from RefSeq and is a predicted model, not a curated record. Lineage: Eukaryota; Metazoa; Chordata; Actinopteri; Pleuronectiformes; Scophthalmidae.
AGGGGGCGCGGGGGGACGGCUGCAUGGACAGGAGCGCGCAGUCGACCCAGCACGUCCCUCUCUCUCUCUCUCUCUCCCUCUCUCUCUCUCUGUGUGUGUGUGUGUGUGUGUGUGUGUGUGUGUGUGUGUUGUCCCCUGCUGCCGCUUGGCCCCAGCACACUCGGCCCCAUGUCCGGCCCCAUGUCCGGCCGCAGGGUGGGCUUCUGCCUCAGCGACAAGAAGCGCAGGAGGAUGAACCUGGACGCGUUUGCAGAGUUCUGGCCCAUGGAGUGGAAGUGGUGGAGAUUGACCUCACUCAGCCGCUGACGCCACAGGGCCCCUUCAAUGUCAUCGUUCACAAGCUGUCCGACGUCAUCGUGGAGGCUGAGCACGACAGCCAAUCGCAGCAGCUGCUCGCCAACUUCCAGAGCUACGUGUCAUCUCAUCCCGGGACCGUUCUUCUCGACCCGCUGCCUGCGAUGACCCAGCUGCUCGACCGCUUCGCCUCGUACGGGAUCAUGAGCAAGUUGCACAAUUCGCUCCGAGACUGGCGUAUCUGCAGUCCUCCUUACCUAGAGGUCCACAGCGCCGCGGACCUGUCCUCCAUCGAGCAGACUGUGACGACUCGGGGCCUCAGCUUUCCUCUCAUUUGCAAAACUAGAGUGGCACACGGUUCACUGUCCCAUGAGAUGUCUCUGAUCUUCAGCGCGGGCAGCCUGGCUGACAUCCAUCCUCCCUGCGUGCUCCAGAGCUUCGUCAACCACGGGGCCGUCCUGCACAAGGUCUUUGUGGUGGGAGACAAGUACUUCUGCGUAGAGAGACCCUCACUCAAGAACUUCCCCUCCGGCCCCUGUGACAGGAAAACCAUCUUCUUCAACAGUCAUCAGGUGUCCAAGCCAGAGUCGAGCUCCGACCUCACGGCUCUGGAUGAGCAGAUGCCGUGCUUGCCUCCUCCCAGCUCCCAGGCCGUGGCCGCCCUGGCCAGCGAGCUCCGGGUUCAGCUGGGCAUGGCCCUGUUCGGCGUGGACGUCAUCAUCAACAUACACACCCACACCCUUACCGUCAUCGACAUCAACAUCUUCCCAGGGUACGAGGGAGUGCCCCAGUUUUUCUCCUCACUUCUCAGCCACAUCAAGUCAGUGUUAGACGCACAGACCUCCGCUCGCCCCCCGGCGAGCUUCUCCCCUCAGACAACACAGACUACAGGUGGUCCGUCUGCCGGCCUGUAAGCCGCCUCGGGAGGCCGUGUGCCUCAUCAGCCUCCAAGCUUCUUCUUUUCUUUUUUUUUCUGACAAGUUGUUGAUCAUUUGUAACGUAGCUCUAAUCAACACUAAAGUGAUUCUCUUCUACAAGUCGACACACCAAGCGGACGACACACAGCGGUUUGAACCCCUCUCUUUUUAUUGAUUGACAGUUAGCAUAGAAGAAGAUACAGCAGGCACAAAAUACAGCACUCUGAUUGGCCGGUAAUAUUACAAAUGAUGUUUCUGUUCAUUUCCUACAUCUGUCGUCUUGCUUUUUUGUAAGAUACAUUUUGGUGGAAACAUUUUGUACUUCUCUAUAAAAAGAAAUCUAUAGUACAUUCAUUUUUUAUUAUUAUUAAUUUAUUCCCAAGAGAUCACACAUCAACUCGCCUCUUCGGAAUCGACAGCAACGAGCUCAUCGAUGAUUUGUUGUCUAUUACUAAGUUGUUGUUUAAAUACACAAAUGUAUUGUAAAUCUUGGCUGUGUAGAAAAGAAAAGAGAGAUUAUAUUUGCUAGGUGAGAACGACACGAUGCACUUUGAUUAAAUAUUCAUGAAUACAUGAAA